AGCGCCUGAGAAAAUAAAUAUAAAUACAAAAAUAUAUCUACCCGAUAUUCCACCUUUGUGCCAUUUGCAGCUCAGCAUAUUACAAUUGUUUUAAUCGAAUAGAAAAGUGAUUAUAAGUGCGCUUUAAUUGGACGGCAAUCAAUAUAAAUAAUUGAGUGUUUUCAUUUCAUUUGGCUGCAUCCCAAACCUACGGAACGAUACGAAUAAAAAUCCCGUCGCGCAAUACUUAAUGGAUGCAGCUCCAUGUGGCCCCACCGCCACCAACGACAUCUGCUAACGGCGGCAGCCACGCUCUGCUGUCUGUUGGCCAUCCUCGUCCAGCCAGCCCUCUCGGAUGAGCCACCCACAGCCACCUCCACAUCCUCCGGCCCACAGAAUUCGACGGACGAGGCCACGGCAACUGAAGCCCUGAGUGACGGCAGUGUGACAGCCAAGGAGCUUAAUAAGCAGGCAGCCGGGCAACUCAUCCGCGAGGUCAUCGAAGGCCCCGGCUUGGACGGCGAACUGCAGGAGGACGCGGAGCUGGAAGGGGAACUGCAACUGGAAGCCAAGGGCGCGGAAAAAGAAACAGAGUUCGUGGGUGUUCCAGGCUUUCUGCCCACUGUGCUGCCUCCCAGGGAUUCGGAGAGCCCCACCAACGGACACGGCUACAUCCAGUUUGAGAUCAACGAUGAGCUGCCAGUGGAAGUGGCUCGUCGCCAAAGACCAAUUGAGCAGACGGUGACGCGUUCGCGAACGGAAACUGUCAACGAGGUGUUCUCCAAUCUAUUUCCCAAGGGAUUCUCAGAUAUUUUCCGCUUCAGUGGCAACACAGAGGCCUCCACCACCACCACCACAUCCUCAGCCACUACCACGAACAAGGCGGUGGUUCGGCCCACAGUGGUGGAUGUGACCAGCACCACCGAGACGGUAACCACUGAAGCACCACCCCCUCCACCCCCACCGAAUGCCACCUACUACAGCUACCAAACGACCGUUACGAAGGAGUACCGCCGGGAAUUGGGGCCAGGACACACGGAGAUCGUGGUAGAGCAGAUCCGAGAUCCUGGCUUCCGCGACGGCAGCAACCACAUUUCGCGCGAUGAGCUUCUGCGGAUCAAUCGAGCUGCAGUGGCGGCUCCUGUCCUGCCCAGCGUACUGCUCCAACCGGAGAGCGACGACAACGAGACGCUGAUAGCAGCCGAAAGUUCGCCCAUUGUGAUCCUGGGCGAGCACGAGGCCGAGCUGGAGGAGGGUGAGGGUCAGGAGAUCAACGACAAUCAGAUCGCGGAGACACGGCAAGUGGGCAGGGAGGCCUAUCAACAGCGAGUGCCAGCUCCAUCUUUUAAUGGCAUCGAGAGCUAUGCCAACCAGAAGGGUCCUGGCCAGGAUCAGGAGAUCAAUGUGCACAUAGUGCACGAUGAAAGCCUGGGAAAACCGCAGCAGGGCAAGGGAAAGGCAACUAAGGAGAAGAGCUUGGAGCCACCACCCCAGCACGCCCUGGAUCACUUCCAGGCGCACAGUGAGCAGAGGUUCCAGCAGCAUCAUCCCAGUCACGAGGCUCCUUCGCGCCAGUUCCUCAAGAGCUUCAAUCCCAUUGUCUCGGGCAGUGGCGACGGACCCCUUCCGAAGGGCAGUUUCCACUACGAGGUGCAGGGUCCUCCGUCGCAGCCGCCAAAGGGUGGAGACUAUUCAGGACUAUUUGUGAGACCUGCUGCCCAGUUGGCCUACCAACAGGAGAUCAACCAGGUGAAUCCACAACAGCAGCCGGAAACUCUGCACACCAAGGCCAUUUCCUCACCAUCGCCAUCCCCUGAGGUUCAGCAAUACUCCGGCUAUGCAGGACCCACUCCUGUAUCGGCCACUCCAAACAGCCUGGUGUUUGUCACCUUGAACACCCCUAGUCCUCCGCAUUCCUCGCCAGCACCUGCCGUCGCUCAUCCGCCCCUUGAGCCAGGAGUCCAGAUCACCGUCAACCAUCCGGCUCCACACAACUACGUGGCGGAGGCUGCCGCAGAGCCCUCCCAGCACAACAUCCAGCAGGCUCCGGCUCCGGCACCCAAGAAAUCCAGUCCCUACACCUUUGUGGAGGUCCAGAAGUCGGUCAACAUCCACAACAAACUGAUCACCGAGAAGGAUGGACGUUUGGUGGAACAGCACGAGACCAUCUACCACCAGCCCUAUCUGCACAAUCAAUUGCCGCAGGCUGCCCCGGCUGAUCCUCCCAAGAGUUAUGCUUCGCUGGCCAAAAACCCAAUACACGUGGAGUACGAUAGUUCGCCCCAGGAGGUGGCCAUCUCACAUGCAGCCAUACACUUGGAUACGGAGCCUUCAGCUCCGGGACCCAUUCAUCAGCAGGAGCAUCAGGUGGACCAACAGGUGCAUCAGAUCCAUCAAGAUCAUCAGGUGCUUCACGAGGUGGAUCAUGUACCUCAUUUAGAACAUCAUGAUCAUUCUACACACUUAGAACACCACGAUCAUUCCCCUCAUUCAGAACACCAUGAUCAUUCCCCUCUGCAAGCCUAUCACGUGGAAAAGCCAGUGGACCACGACCAUCAUCAUGUGGUGGAGAAGCACAUACCCAUUCCCUAUGCCGUUCCACAACCUGUGCCCGUGCCCGUCCAUGUGGAGCACUACGUGGAUCGACCCUAUCCGGUGGAGACCAUUGUCGAACACCCCGUUCCCUAUCCCGUGGAACGGGUGGUGGAGAAGAUCGUGGAGAAGCACGUGCCCGUGGAGGUGGAGCGCAUCGUGGAGAAGCCCGUGCAUGUGGAGAAGAUUGUGGAGAAGUUCGUGGACCGACCGAUGGCCAUUCCGAUCCAUGUCCCCGUUGCCAUUCACAUGCCCAUGCCGCCGGGUCACUCCUCGCUUGCCUUCCCCCACCAUGGCCAUCCCAAUGCCCUGACUCCCUGGUCCCAUUCGGUGGCCCACAUUCCGCCGAAGGUGCUGCAGAAUUACUACACCAGGAUGUUGAAGAAGUUGCUGCCGCAGUUCACGGCUAAAACCCCUACCCCUCAGUCCCCCAAGGCGGUCAAGUUAAGCAAACCAGUGGCGGCUGUCAAGCAGCCAGUGAAGCCCGUGAGGGGGGAGGCGCCCAAGGUGGCCACCUUCAGUUUGGCGGACAUGAAGUUCGACCUUCGACCGCCGCCGCCACCGCAUGGAUCGCCCUGGCUGCAGGGAGCCCGCUACAUCUACAACACCCUGCCCGCCGACUUGGCCACCGCCGCCGCCUCCGCCCCCGCCCAAAUGGUCAAGUCGUACAUUGGCCCGGUUCCAGCCACGACAUCUGGCAACUCUGGCCAGGGGGAGGCCCCGCUGACCAACGAGUUCGAUGAGUUCCAGCGAUGGCGCAACGGGCACUCCCUUAAACGCAGCCCCGACUUCGGGCGCAACCUGCAGCUGGAGUACGGAUUUAAGCCCCCUCUGGUGCCGUCCAUGGAAAUCGACGACAAGGGGAAUCCCCUCAAGCAGGCCGAACAAUCGGAGGCGCAGUAAAAACGAUAGCAAAGAGAGAAGAGCAGAGGAAAAAGCGUGCCAAAAUAUAAAGCUAUAGUAAUUAUUGUCUAUUUAUGUAACAUAUUUAAAACAAUGCAUUUAAUAA
This is a messenger RNA of Drosophila takahashii, 3580 nucleotides long. RefSeq lists its product as uncharacterized. The record is from RefSeq and is a predicted model, not a curated record. Lineage: Eukaryota; Metazoa; Arthropoda; Insecta; Diptera; Drosophilidae.